AUGAAACCGGCCGCAACUUGUCGAGCCGAAGAUGAGGGUCUCGUUACUGUGCUUGGAAAGGCGACCGCAGUUGCAACACCGAAUACAAGAAGCCAGACCUACCGACGACGCACUGCGAUUGCCACUUCUAAAACUGCGAGCCGUCAUCGCUCGCGCUGCAACAGGUCCGAAUGCCCAAUGGGAGAUGCAGCGGUUUUGAUGGCACAGAUGGAAAUGAUGUUCAAGAAGUUGGCUGUUACGCUGCUGCCGUAUACUCCUCCAGACUCAGACCCGCCAAACUCUUCGGGAGUUUACUGUCCUACUCCUACAACCCCUACACCAGCCGUGACGGCACGAAAGUUCCUCCAGCCAAGAGGCCAUGUGCGACACUCGUCUACCGAGUCAUUUCCAGCGCUUAAACUUCCUGCAGAGAUCCGACUCCUGGUCUACAGAAGUUUCCUCACGAUCCCGCCCGAGAAAGCAUGGGGGCAGUGCGACAAAAAGCACCAAGUCAAAAGAGUAACCAUCACUUUGGCAAGAAAGAAUCUCAGACGUGUAUGCCAUCAGAUCGCCAGGGAAUGGGACCCGCUCUUUCUCUCCACCACCACCAUGACUAUACGAAAUCUGCUUGCUGGCUGGGACCCUCUCUCAGGAUCUAAUAUGCUGAAUAAGACGCCAUUGACAGCGUUUGGAGAAAUCUGCCGCAGGGGCACUGAAAUGGUAUAUAACAUUCCCCAUACUCGUCGCCCUGGAUCGGCCUUGUUCCAAAUGGUCUUCCUCGAAAGACAGUCACUCUACAAACUGAACAAAAAUCCGAAGGCUUCGAUACGUUAUUAG
This is a messenger RNA of Fonsecaea monophora, 816 nucleotides long. RefSeq lists its product as hypothetical. The transcript has a single exon. NCBI's taxonomy places the organism in Eukaryota, Fungi, Ascomycota, Eurotiomycetes, Chaetothyriales, Herpotrichiellaceae. The record is from RefSeq and is a predicted model, not a curated record. Bases 1 to 816 code for a protein of 271 amino acids.